AUGGCAAGGUCAGUAGUACAACAUUGUGUACGUUGUACUAAAGUAAGACCACAAUUUUAUGAACAACUGAUGGGUAAUUUGCCAGCGACAAGAGUACAUCCUGGGCGACCAUUCAUCACCACUGGAGUGGACUUUUGCGGACCUUUUUGGAUACAUUACGGAACCCGAGGCAAGAAACCACACAAGGCAUACAUUGCUGUGUACUGUUGUUUUACAACUAAGGCAGUUCACCUCGAAGUAGUUAGCGAUUUAACCACAGAUGCAUUCAUCGGAUCGCUGAAACGUUUUAUUGCUCGAAGAGGACACUGCAAAAAUUUGUUUUGUGACAAUGCCACAAAUUUCGUGGGAGCAAGCAAUCAAUUACUUGAACUUGCAGACUCUAUUCAAACAAGCAAGGCACAAGAGAAGAUAAUUAACGAAUGUAAUGAAAGAGGAAUAACAUUUAAAUUUAUACCUCCUCGUGCACCACACUUCGGUGGACUGUGGGAAGCAGCAGUCAAAUCAGCAAAACACUUAUUGAUACGAAGUACUAAGACCACUUCACUACAUAUGAGGAACUAG
Teleopsis dalmanni is the source of this 561-nucleotide messenger RNA. RefSeq lists its product as uncharacterized. The record is from RefSeq and is a predicted model, not a curated record. Lineage: Eukaryota; Metazoa; Arthropoda; Insecta; Diptera; Diopsidae. Bases 1 to 561 code for a protein of 186 amino acids. The transcript has a single exon. Gene Ontology annotation, molecular function: nucleic acid binding.